Messenger RNA from Archocentrus centrarchus (flier cichlid), 1945 nucleotides. Its product is annotated as atlastin-3-like. The coding region runs from base 336 to 1871 and encodes 511 amino acids. Gene Ontology annotation, molecular function: GTPase activity; GTP binding. The transcript is spliced from 14 exons. NCBI's taxonomy places the organism in Eukaryota, Metazoa, Chordata, Actinopteri, Cichliformes, Cichlidae. The record is from RefSeq and is a predicted model, not a curated record.
CCGUAUUCGUAACUUUACGUUAAAAACUACAUUUCCCAGAGCUGUGGCACAUUUGGGUCAGUGGGACAUGUAGUUUGUAGAAACGUCACGGCCCGAGUAGGAGAACCGUUUUAAAACUACAUUUCCCAUGUGGUGUUUCGCUGGCUGGAGGCAGGAAGUGUGUGGAAGUUUGGCGAUGGAAAAAAAAAAAAAAAAGUUUUAAUGGUUGUUUUCAUGCCAGUGUAAAAAGUUACGUUUCUCUGGGUUGUCGACUCUCAUGAGACUGUGCUGAAGCUGUCUGGAGACACCGAAGGGUGUGUUUGUGAUCUCCCACAGGGACCAGAACAUCAAGAAUAAUGGGGAGCAAACCAGGCCCAGUUCAGAUUGUCAAUGUGUCUAAGGGAGAUCACUCCUUCACCUUGGAGACAAACGCUUUGGCUCAGAUUCUUUUGACUCCGAAGGUCCGAGACAAACGUGUGGUGGUGGUGUCAGUGGCCGGAGCCUUCAGGAAGGGGAAGAGCUUCCUGCUCGACUUCAUGCUUCGGUACAUGUACAGGCGGGAUGACGAGAACUGGCUGGGUCAGGAUGAUGACCCUCUGACCGGGUUUUCCUGGAGAGGGGGCUCAGAACCGGAGACCUCAGGCAUCCAGCUGUGGAGUGAAGUUUUCCUUGUCCAAAGGAGUGACGGUGAAGAGGUGGCCGUGGUGUUGAUGGACACUCAGGGAGCAUUUGACGACCAAUCCACCGUGAAGGACUGUGCCACCAUCUUUGCCCUAAGCACCAUGACCAGCUCCAUACAGAUCUACAAUCUCUCACAGAACAUCCAGGAGGACGAUCUGCAGCAGCUGCAGCUGUUCACUGAGUAUGGUCGUCUCGCCAUGGAUGAGAUCUAUCAGAAGCCCUUUCAGUCUUUGAUGUUUCUGAUCAGGGACUGGAGCUUUCCCUAUGAAUACACCUACGGGUUCAAAGGCGGGAAUCAGUUCCUGGAUAGACGGUUACAGGUUAAGGAGUCUCAACAUGAGGAGCUGCAAACAGUCAGGGAGCACAUUCAUUCAUGCUUCACCAAAAUAUCCUGUUUCCUCUUACCUCACCCUGGUUUAAAAGUUGCCACCAGCCCUGCCUUUAAGGGACAGCUCUGUGAUGUGGCUCAGGAGUUCAAAGAGGAGCUGAAGACUCUGAUUCCUAAACUGCUGCACCCAGACCGUCUGGUCGAGAAAGAAAUAAAUGGAAACAAAGUCACAUGCAGUGGCCUGCUCGAGAUCUUCAAGGCUUACAUCAAGAUUUAUCAGGGGGAAGACCUACCACAACCAAAGACUAUGCUCAUGGCCACAGCAGAGGCCAAUAACCUGGCAGCUGUGGCAACAGCCAAAGAUCAGUAUUACAGGAACAUGGAGAAGGUGUGUGGAGGAGACCUGCCUUAUGUUUCUCCCGAGUCUCUGGAAGAGAAACAUCAAUUUUUCUUCCGAGAGGCUCUUCAUACUUUUGCGUCCACCAAGAAGAUGGGAGGACAAGAGUUUUGUGACCGUUACCAAGCAAAGCUGAAAAAGGAGCUGGAGGAAAUGUGGGAUUCGUACCUGAAACACAACGAGUCCAAAAACCUCUUCAGCGCCUUCCGGACCCCUGCUGUGCUCUUUGUCCUCGUGUGCCUCCUCUACGUGCUCUCUGGCGUGCUUCUCUUUAUCGGCCUGUCCACCUUCGCCAUGUUUUGUGACUGUACUCUGGGUGCCGUCAUGGUGGCCAUGCUGACGUGGGCCUUCAUCCGCUUCUCGGGUCGGUACCGAAAUGUGGGAGGAGCCAUCGACCAGGCCGCAGGUGUUGUCCUGGAGCAGGCCACUGUUAUGUUGAACAAGUCGAGAGGGACGAGCAUACAUGACCAGAAGAAAGCCAAUUAAAGGACCUCCGUACUCUCUUCAUAAUGCAAUGCAAAUGGCGCACACAGCAAGCACACACUCAGCACCCAAAGCCU